Messenger RNA from Daucus carota subsp. sativus, 5505 nucleotides. RefSeq lists its product as uncharacterized. The transcript has 5 exons. Bases 1 to 5505 code for a protein of 1834 amino acids. Gene Ontology annotation, molecular function: zinc ion binding; nucleic acid binding. Gene Ontology annotation, biological process: DNA integration. The record is from RefSeq and is a predicted model, not a curated record. NCBI's taxonomy places the organism in Eukaryota, Viridiplantae, Streptophyta, Magnoliopsida, Apiales, Apiaceae.
AUGAAUGAAGAAAAUAGUAGUGGAGCUGGGCCUAGCAUUCAAAUUAGUCCUGAGAUGAUGUUGGUUUUGGAGGAAAUGAGAAAUAUGUUGAAGACUAUUAGGGGAGAUCAAGAAAAUACGAAUACAAUUAAGGUAAACACUGAUCGUGUGGAAGAACAAGAUCGUAUAAAUAAUCCGGAGCGAGAAGGUGAGAAUAAACGAAGGUGUACUUACAAGACCUUUAAGGAUGCUGAUCCCCCGAUAUUUAAAGGAGAUUUGGAUCCGCAUAUUGCGAAUACGUGGAUUAAGGAAAUGGAGAAAGUGAUAGAAAUUUCUGAAUGCUUGGAUGAACAAAAAGUGAAAUUCGCAACACACUCUUUAAGGGGGGAAGCAGUAUUUUGGUGGGACACUGUUAAACAGACGGAAGAUUGUUCAACAAUGACUUGGACGAGGUUUAAGGAGUUGUUCUUUGAUAAAUAUUUUCCUACGUGUAUGAACAAUGAGAUGGAGAUGAAGUUUUUAAGAUUGAAGCAAGAAGGAAUGUCUGUGUCAGAAUAUUUGUCGAAGUUUUUGGAGCUUUCUAGGUUUUCCCCUCAUCAGGUUAAUACUGAAGCUAGGAAAUGUCAGAGAUUUCAGGAGGGACUGAAACCUCAAAUUAGAGAAAUGGUCUCUUUGUUGGAACUAGAGCAAUUUGAUAAGUUGGUGGGAAAAUCUAGGAUUGCCGAAAGGGAGUAUGAAGCUCGCACCCAAUUCUUCAACAAUAAGAAAAGAGGAAGAGAAACAGAACUGCGUGAUAAAUCAGGAUAUAAGAAGGAUGACAAGAAGUUUCAGAAGACAAAGAAAGAGAGUUUCCGGGGAAAUGAUAGGAAGACCACUAUACCGGAGUGUAAGAAGUGUGGACUGAAGCAUGGUGGUGACAUUUGUUACCGAGCAGAUGGGUUGUGCUAUAAUUGUGGAGAGAAGGGGCAUAUAGCGACUCAAUGCCCAAAGCCGAAAGUAAUUUCUUGCUAUAGCUGCGGAAAACCAGGACAUGUAUCGAGGGACUGCCCACAGAAAGGAGUCAAGCAAGAAGUUGAAACUAAAGGAAAUAGGACUUCUACAACAAGACCUUUUCAGCAAUCAGCACCUAGGGCAGUGGCAAGAACCUACGCAAUGACAACUCAGGAUGCUGAAAAAUCUCAUGAUGUUGUGUCAGGUACGCUUCAACUUUGUUCUCAAGGUGUGCAUGAUUUGUUUGAUUCUGGAUCAACUCAUUCUUUUGUGGAUUUGAAGUAUGUGGAUAAGUUGAAUACUCCUGCGCAAAGUUUAGAUAAUGCCCUACUAGUAAAACUCCCUAAUGGUAGAAAUUUGUUUGUGAACAAAGUUUAUAAAGAUUGCACCCUUGUAAUUAGCGGACAUACUUUUCUAGUAGACUUGUUACCUUUAGACUUAAGGGAUUUUGGAGUGAUUUUGGGAAUGGAUUGGUUGACGAAGUAUAAAGCCAAUUUGGAUUGUAGUAAAAAGCGAAUAUGUUUAAGGAGGCUAGAUAAAAAGAAGGUUUAUUUUAAAGGAGACAGGUCGGAAAAACCUAGUGUCAUGAUAUCAGUUCUGAAAGCUUAUAAGAUGUUAAGAAAAGGAUGUGAAGGGUUUCUAGCUUAUGUGAUUGGUGAGGAGGAAGUUAAAAAUAAAGUUGAGAAUACCCAUGUGGUUAGAGAGUUUCUAGAUGUUUUUCCCGAGGAUUUGCCAGGAUUGCCACCCGAAAGAGAGGUUGAGUUUAGUAUUGAAUUGGUUCCGGAGGCACAACCAGUAUCGAAAGCACCAUAUAGGAUGGCACCAACCGAAUUAGCGGAACUCAAGAUACAACUACAAGAGUUGUUGGAUAAAAAGUAUAUUAGACCAAGUGUUUCUUCUUGGGGAGCACCAGUGUUAUUUGUAAAGAAGAAGGAUGGUUCUCUACGAUUAUGUAUUGAUUAUAGAGAACUAAAUAAGUUAACGGUAAAGAAUAAAUACCCACUUCCACGAAUAGACGAUCUUUUCGAUCAAUUACAAGGAGCCACUUACUUUUCGAAGAUAGAUUUGCGCUCGGGUUAUCAUCAAUUGAGAGUAAAGAAAGAAAGCAUUCCAUUGACGGCAUUUAGGACUAGAUAUGGUCACUAUGAGUUUGUAGUAAUGCCGUUUGGGGUGACAAAUGCACCUGCGGUAUUUAUGGAUUUGAUGAAUCGAGUAUUUAGGAAUUAUUUGGAUAAGUUUGUAAUUGUGUUUAUCGAUGAUAUUCUUAUUUACUCAAGAACUGAGAAGGAACAUGAAGAACAUUUAAGGAUAGUUUUAGAAACUUUGAGGAAAGAGCAGUUGUAUGCUAAGUUUUCAAAAUGUGAGUUUUGGUUAAGGAGAGUAAGUUUUCUUGGACAUGUAGUUUCAGAAGAAGGAAUUUCGGUUGAUCCUUCAAAGAUUGAGGUGAUCAUGAAUUGGGAGAGGCCAAGGACGGUUACAGAGAUUCGAAGUUUCUUAGGUUUGGCCGGGUAUUAUAGGAAGUUUGUUCAAGAUUUCUCUAAGAUAGCUGGACCAUUAACAAAUCUCACAAGGAAAGACAUUAAGUUUGUUUGGUCGGAGGAAUGUGAGAAAAGUUUUAUUGAAUUAAAGAAAAGACUAACGUCUGCUCCAGUACUUGGAUUACCAGAUGGAACUGAAGAUUUUGUUAUUUAUAGUGAUGCGUCAAGAAAAGGAUUAGGAUGUGUGUUAAUGCAACGUGAUAAGGUAAUUGCUUAUGCAUCUCGACAAUUAAGAAAUCAUGAGAAGAAUUACCCUACCCACGAUUUAGAAUUGGCUGCAGUAGUUUUCGCGCUUAAAAUUUGGAGGCAUUACUUGUAUGGAGGAAAGUGUAAAAUUUUUACAGAUCAUCAAAGUUUAAAGUACCUCUUUUCACAGAAAGAUUUAAAUAUGAGGCAGAGAAGAUGGCUGGAGUUGUUAAAGGAUUAUGAUUGUGAAAUUUUAUAUCACCCUGGUAAGGCGAAUGUUGUAGCUGAUGCGUUAAGUAGGAAGGAAGUCGGGAAUUGUGCGAGUGUCGUAGUAGAAUCACUGGAUGUUCAAGAAGAAAGAUUUGGAGUGGGGUUUGGUAUGCAAAAGAAGGAUAAGAGCUUACUGUGUCAGAUUAAGGUCAAACCGAUGUUCUUAGAAAAGUUAAAGGCAAGUCAGAUUCAAGAUGAACGAUUAAAGGAAAUUCUGAAUAAUUCUAAUUCAGAGUUGGGAAAGAAAGAUUUUAGGAAAGGACACGACGACAUCGUGAGGUUUCGCGAUCGAAUAUGUGUACCAUCUGAUAUAGAGAUUAAGAAGGAAAUAUUGUCUGACGCACAUUCAUCAUCUUUUUCAGUACAUCCUGGAUCUACGAAGAUGUAUAAGGACUUAAAGCAAUAUUUUUGGUGGCCUAAGAUGAAGAGAGAAAUUGCGGAAUGGGUGGCAAGAUGUUUAGUUUGUCAACAAGUGAAAGCGGAGCAUCAAAGGCCAGGAGGAUUAUUACAAUCGCUACCUGUCCCUGAAUGGAAAUGGGAACACAUCACCAUGGAUUUUGUAUUAGGAUUACCAAGGACACAAAGAGGAAAUGAUGUCAUCUGGGUUAUCGUGGAUAGACUAACAAAGAGUGCGCACUUUCUGGCUAUAUCAGAAUCAUCACCUCUAGAGAAGUUAGCAAAGUUGUAUAUACGAGAAAUAGUUAGGUUGCAUGGAGUACCUGUGUCGAUUGUGUCUGACAGAGAUCCUAGAUUUACUUCGAGAUUUUGGAAUAGUUUUCAAGAAGAAAUGGGUACAAAACUAAGUAUGAGCACGGCAUUUCACCCUCAGACUGAUGGUCAAUCAGAACGUACGAUUCAAAUUUUAGAAGACAUGUUAAGAGCUUGUGUAUUGGACUUUAAAGGAAGUUGGGAAGAACACUUACCUUUAGUAGAAUUUGCAUAUAAUAAUAGUUAUCAAGCGACAAUUGGAAUGGCUCCAUAUGAAGCUCUUUAUGGACGUCGAUGUAGAACACCGUUAUGUUGGGAUGAAGUUGGAGAAAGAAGAUUGUUGGGGCCUGAGUUGAUUCGUGUAACUACGGAGAAGGUAAAGUUGAUACAACAGAGGAUUUUAACGGCUCAAAGUAGGCAAAAGAGUUAUGCAGACAAGGAUCGGCGAGAUGUGGUGUUCAAGGAGGGAGAUUUUGUAUUUCUCAAAAUUUCUCCAUGGAAGGGUGUUAUGAGAUUCGGGAAGAAGGGAAAAUUAAGUCCUCGUUAUAUUGGGCCAUUUGAGGUUCUUAGAAGAAUUGGAGAAGUGGCAUAUGAGCUAGCACUACCACCAAGUCUUGGACAUAUUCAUAACGUAUUUCACGUGUCAUAUUUGAGAAAGUAUGUCUCAGAUCCAUCGCAUAUUAUAGAUUAUGAACCAAUAGAAAUUCAGGAAAAUAUGCAGUACGAAGAACACCCAGUUGAAAUAGCAGAUCGUCGAGAGCAGAAGUUGAGAACUAAGAUCAUACCUUUAGUGAAAGUUAUUUGGAGAAAUCAUAAUGUGGAGGAGGCAACUUGGGAACCCGAAGAAAUGAUGAGGACAAAGUAUCCCCAUUUAUUCGAUAAGUCAGGGUUAUUUAAGAACACUGAAUCUACACCAGUAGUUAUAGAAGAUGAAGAAAGUCCUGCAGUAGAGAAAUGUGAAAUUGAGGUGGGAAAAGGUGAAAUGGAGGUGGAGAAAGGUGAAACUGCGGUUAUUGGGGCUGAGGAUGUGAAUUUAGAGGCUGAGGAUGUGAUUUCAGAGGCUGAGAAUGUGAUUGGAGAGGCUGAGAAUGAAGAUGUUAUUGGGGAUUCAGAUGAUAUGACUGAAGAUGGUAUGGAUGAGGAUGAAAAUAAAGAAGAUGGUCUGGAUGAGAAGGUAAAUAAGGAAGAUGAAAGGGUGGCGCAAAUCUCUCUUGAAGCUGAAAUGGACAGUGAAGAGGAAAGUGUGUAUAAUAGCAAUGAAGAUAGGAUUGCACUGAGUGCUUGUGACGAAGACGAUGACUACUCUGAGUUCAAUGAACUCACGGAUAUGGAUGAUCCUAAGUUCAGAUCGGGGAUGGUGUUUACAAGUGCCCAGGUCUUUAGGGAUGCAGUACGAAAACAUGCCAUAGUUCAUCAAAGGGCUGUGAAGCUAAAAAGAAUAAGAUUGACAAGAGCUUUGAGGAAGGCAAAAUUGGUGAUUCAGGGUAAGCACGAGGAUGAGUUCAGGAAACUCUAUGAUUACGGACCUUUUGGGGGGAUUCUACUAACUGCAGUGGCUACUGAUCCGGAUGAUGGAAUUUAUCCUCUUGCUUGGGCUUGGGUGGAGGCUGAGAACAACGAUUCUUGGGAUUGGUUUAUAUUAUUGUUGAAAAAUGAUAUGAAAAUUGAAAACACUGGUGGAUAUACUUUAAUUACAGACCGGCAAAAGGGCCUGGUGAAUGCUCUUGAAACUCAAGUUCCAAAUGCUAAAUUUCGCUUUUGUGUGAUGCAUAUAUAUGGAAACAUGAGCAAGGAACAUAGAGGAUUAGGAGUUUGCAGCAAGAUCAACCAAUGA